CGCCAUAUCUUCCUUGAGGGGCGCCAAAGUCGGCACCCAAGGUUUAGUGCAGCGGUAACUGAGACGCUGGAGUAAUGGGAGACCGCGCUGUGCCGCUCCCUGCCAUUCCUUAGGUCUCCCCGCUCCGGAGUUGUAGAAACGUCUCAACCCAAGCAGAGCAGACAGGGCCCCAGGGAACCGUAGUAACUGGGUGGCCACAACCACUAGGGGACUUGAAGGCAGCGUCCGACAGCGAACAGCCUGAAGGCCGUUGGGCGGCCUCUAACGCGGAGCGCACGCGCAAAUGCUGAGCCUCAAGGCUUCCGUAAACACCAAAGAGCGCCUGCGCAAAUGGAGCGCCUCGGGAUGGACACGAGGGGGCGCCUUAGCAAAGGUCCCUGGAAGGUGGCGUCAGCAUCUGCAGCCGCGUCGUCGUUGUUGGAGCUUCCGCGGAAGACCCAGGAAAGCCGGACUAGGACCAGGGCCCUGGGCCUCCCCAUGGAGAAGUCAGCUGCCUCAACUGAGCCCCAGGGGCCUCGGCCAGUCCUGGGCCGCGACAGCGUCCAGGUGCCCGACGACCAGGACUUCCGCAGCUUCCGGUCAGAGUGUGAGGCCGAGGCGGGCUGGAACCUGACCUACAGCAAGGCCGGCGUGUCUGUGUGGGUGCAGGCUGUGGAGAUGGAUCGUACCCUGCACAAGAUCAAGUGCCGGAUGGAGUGCCGUGAUGUGCCAGCAGAGACGCUCUACGACGUCCUACAUGACAUUGAAUACCGAAAGAAGUGGGACAGCAAUGUCAUUGAAACUUUUGACAUUGCCCGCUUGACAGUCAACGCUGAUGUGGGCUAUUAUUCUUGGAGGUGUCCAAAGCCCCUGAAGAAUCGUGAUGUCAUCACCCUCCGCUCCUGGCUCCCCAUGGGCACUGACUACAUCAUUAUGAACUACUCAGUCAAACAUCCUAAAUACCCACCUCGGAAAGACUUGGUCCGAGCUGUGUCCAUCCAGACGGGCUACCUCAUCCAGAGCACGGGGCCCAAGAGCUGCGUCAUCACCUACCUGGCUCAGGUGGACCCCAAAGGCUCCUUACCCAAGUGGGUGGUGAAUAAAUCUUCUCAGUUCCUGGCUCCCAAGGCCAUGAAGAAGAUGUACAAGGCGUGCGUCAAAUACCCUGAGUGGAAGCAGAAGCAUCAACCGCACUUCAAGCCGUGGCUACACCCAGAGCAGAGCCCGUUGCCGAGCCUGGCGCUGUCGGAGCUGUCGGUGCAGCACGCGGACUCGCUGGAGAACAUCGACGAGAGUGCGGUGGCAGAGAGCCGGGAGGAGCGCAUGGGCGGCGCGGGAGGCGAGGGCAGUGAUGACGACACUUCGCUCACCUGAGCACAGCACCACGGCAGGGACCAAGACAAGACGGGGCGGAGCCCAGGGGUGGCGGAUGCUCCCGCGCUUUCUCCCCUCCCCCACUCCUUUGCGCCUCCUGGGGACGCUGGGCUCCGGCCCAGGCUGGCGCUGCGACGUGGCUGGACACAGCCCCAAUAAACGGUCCCACAGA
Messenger RNA from Mesoplodon densirostris (Blainville's beaked whale), 1525 nucleotides. RefSeq names its product StAR related lipid transfer domain containing 10 (gene STARD10). The record is from RefSeq and is a predicted model, not a curated record. Lineage: Eukaryota; Metazoa; Chordata; Mammalia; Artiodactyla; Ziphiidae. The transcript has 7 exons. Bases 331 to 1353 code for a protein of 340 amino acids. Gene Ontology annotation, molecular function: lipid binding.